ACAAACGACAUGCAUUUUGAUUUUGUAAUUAUACAUAUAGCUAUUAUUUUUUAAUCAAUGUUUAAUACAGAAGCAUAUAAUAUAAAUCAUGAUUUUAGAUUUAUACACACAACCGAACAUAAGUAAUGUGUGAAGCUUGCUAAAUAGAGAUAUUAAAAAUUAAUUAAAACUUAUUAUUUAACUCUAAAUAAUAAAUCUCAAUAAAAACAAAAUUUAUAACAUAAAAAUGUAGGGUACUCACAAUAAACUGAAGGGCGGAAUGUUGAUUGACAGAGUGAUGGGUCAAACCCUCUCGGAGCCCGUAACAGACAAGCAGUCGUCGACAUGCCAAGACGCCCGCUACCUCGUGGGCUCCUCGUGCAUGCAGGGGUGGCGAGUGUCUAUGGACGACUCGCAUACUCACAUCUUGUCUCUGCCUGAUGAUCCAGGGACUGCGUUCUUUGCGGUUUAUGAUGGGCAUGGGGGUUCAAACAUAGCAGAAUAUGCGGGGAAACAUUUGCACAAGUUCAUCACAGCCAGGCCUGAAUAUCAUUUGGGGAAUAUUGAAGAAGCCAUGAAACAGGGCUUUCUAGACCUGGACCAAGCCAUGCUAGAAGAGAACAUGCAAGAGAAAGUCGCAGGCAGCACGGCUGUUGUGGUCCUCAUAAAGGAUAAUACGCUGUACUGCGCUAAUGUGGGCGAUUCCAGGGCCGUGGCUAGUGUUGGCGGCGCGGUGGAGUCACUUUCCUACGACCACAAGCCGAACAACAAAGAGGAGCUAGAAAGGAUCACCGCGGGAGGAGGCUGGGUCCAAUUGAACAGGGUCAAUGGGAACCUGGCCCUAUCCAGGGCAUUGGGGGAUUAUAUAUUCAAGAGGAAUUAUAGGAUGUCGCCGCGGGAUCAGAUUGUUACUGCAUAUCCAGACGUUCAAGUGCGAACGCUGACCGACGAUUGGGAAUUUAUCGUUAUCGCCUGCGACGGUAUCUGGGAGGUGUUGUCUAAUGAAGAAGUAGUAUCAUUUUGCCGCGCACGUCUCGUGGCUGGUUGGGAACCAGCCGCAGUAUGCGAGGCAUUAAUGCAACGUUGCCUCGCGCCGAACUGCCUCACGGGCGGCAUCGGGUGCGAUAACAUGACCGUUGUGAUCGUUUGCCUCGUGCCCUUCCCCACUAAGGAUAAGACGAGCUCACUACCAGCAGAACAAAUGUUAAACGACAAAUUUAUGGCGAACAUGGAAGAUCUCUUGUACGUGGAAGACGAAGAAGAAGAUUUGAAGUAAAUUAAAUUAUAUAUUUAUAAACAAUCGUCAAUUAUGGUGGACUUUUGUAGUAGUAAAGAAUAUUUGCCCUUCGUGUCUGUCUAGAUAGAUUCUGUAGUUCUAAUUCUAGGCCCUGUUUAUGGAAGUAUUUCGAUAUCUAUUGAGUCAGUAUUGUUUCUUUCGCCUUCAACUAAUUUAAGUAAUUUUUCAUUUCUUUCUAAAAGAAAAUAAAGAGUUUAUUUUAUUCGGAAACCUAGUAUAUGAAUAAAAGGAAAGGUACGAUAUUAAAUGUCAAAACUUUUAUGCCAAUUAUUGGCUGAUAUUACCCCGUCCGCCCAGUUCUCACGCACACAACGAUAAUAAACUCAUCUAAGAUAAAGCUGUGACGCACACAUGCGUAGUUGUCGCUUUUUGGACACAGCUGUUACAGGGUACACUAUCUAUCUAGUCAGUAUAUUCAAUCAAUAUUUUAUGGCAGGAAUAUCAUUAAAGGGUACAUCAUUAUAUAGUGAAACUAUUGGUAAGGGUAGUUGUAAUUAUUGCAAAGUAAAAGAUAUCAUCAUCAGUCCAUAUUUGUUAUCACUGCAAGGAAACCUUGAAAGAUUAAGUCGUAAUGUAUUUUUUAUUUAUUGGGUAUAAAAAUAUACUUACUAAAAAGUAUGAGUAGUAAUGGUCAUAGAAAUGGCAAAUAAUUGAUAAUUUAAAUACCUUCAAAGGACACUCGAGCCUUAGGCUGCAGAGCUUGACCGACCAUCAGUGCGUACGUCAGUCGCGCUUGUCAUAUGUAUGGAAAUUCAUAAAACCGUUCAUAGCUAGACCGACCAUACGCAC
Molecule: messenger RNA, 2065 nt
Organism: Colias croceus (clouded yellow)
Lineage: Eukaryota; Metazoa; Arthropoda; Insecta; Lepidoptera; Pieridae
Product: probable protein phosphatase 2C T23F11.1
Exons: 9
Coding region: 260-1255 (331 amino acids)
Biological process (GO): protein dephosphorylation
Molecular function (GO): protein serine/threonine phosphatase activity; cation binding
Source: RefSeq, a predicted model, not a curated record